CAGCCAGUGAUUGCGGCGUUCAACCCCUCCGCUGAUUGGUGCCGGGCAGUAGCAGCACUGCUACUCAGCCCUGUCACAUCACUCCCGAGCUAUUCGAGGGCGUCGAGGCGUCGCGCGGCAUCGCGUCGACGCCAUCGACGCGACUUGGAGUUCGGAAAGUCCGGAAAUCGCACGACGCGAAAGAUGAUCGAGGACGCCGGCAUCGCCGACGACGACGUCGAGCGCGCCUGGCGGCUGACGCGCGCCGCCUACGACGACCCCGAGUUCGAAGGCCUGGAGAUAGACGACACGCGCGCCAUCAUCGACAUCUCGGGACGUCAUGUACACGUGGCCUUCCGCGGCACGGCGACGCCGCUCAACGCCGCGCACGACGUCGCCUUCCUGCUGCUGCCGCUCUCCGACUUUCCAGCACUGCGCGUCGGAGAAGACGAAUGGGCCGCGCGCGUGCACGGCGGCUUCGCCAAAAUGGCGUCGAACGUCGCGGACCGCCUCGCGGAGCGGCUCGAGAAGUGGCCGCGGCGGACCGUCGUGCUGUCGGGCCAUUCAUUGGGCGGCGCCCUGGCGAUUCUGGUCGGCGGCGCGCUGAAGGGCCGGGGCCACUCCGUGCAAAUCUGCACGUUCGGCGCGCCGCCGCCGGGCGACGCGCAGUACGCGCGGUUGCUGGACGGCGUGCCGUGCUUGCGCUUCGCGAACAGGUGCGAUCCCGUGCCCCGGUCGCUGGGCGGCGCGGACCACGGCGGGCUCGGCGGGGUCCUGGAUUUGCCGAUGGUGCGGGAAUACGUCCACGUCGGCACGCACGUGGAAUUGGAGCCCUGGAGCGAGACGUGGCGCCACGCCGUCGAGGCCGUCGCGGGGCGGCAGGCGGGCGCGGCGCUGGCAACGGCGCCGGCGCCGGCGGCGACGGAGCCGCGACCGGCCGCCGAGCCGAGCACGGCCCAGGCCCUUUGGUCGGUGCUUAGCAAUUCGGUCUCGAACGCCGCGACGCGCAUCGCGUCGAAGACGCUCGAGGUCCACAGCGUCGACACCUACGAGGCGCACCUCCGCACAUAUAUGGCCAAGCGGCGCGCAUCGCUCGAGGGAUCGCCCGCCGAGGCCAAGAUGGAGUUCUAGUUUUUUGUUGUAAAUAUAUUGACAGUCGUACAGGCUUCCACGACAACACGAA
Molecule: messenger RNA, 1162 nt
Organism: Pelagomonas calceolata
Lineage: Eukaryota; Pelagophyceae; Pelagomonadales; Pelagomonadaceae
Source: the annotation of a GenBank genome assembly